Symbiodinium sp. CCMP2456 is the source of this 1206-nucleotide messenger RNA. The record is from the annotation of a GenBank genome assembly. NCBI's taxonomy places the organism in Eukaryota, Dinophyceae, Suessiales, Symbiodiniaceae.
AUGUUUCAACACGAUCCGGAGGGUCAAACUCGGAGAAGCUGCACCUGCCAGCGCUCCCUCAGAUUCAGGCCCGUCCUCUUGACCGCCCUAUGCUUCCUGUGCAGCCAGGUGGCCUUCCAGCUGUGUGGCACCGACCGGCCAGGGCUCAGGCUCAGGCGGCUCAGGCUCCCAGCCGCAGCCACUGCCUUGAACGGCCUGGAGAUCGGCGAUGCAGUCACAGCCACCGUCGUGUCUGUCGGCGACACAUGGGUGGAUGCAGACGUCGAGGGCGCCGGGCGCGGCAGGAUGCACAAGUCCGACCUGACCACGCUGCGCAUUCGGCAUGCCAGGGAGGUGGUCAAGGUCGGCGACGUUGUGAAGUGUUUCGUGAAGCAGCUCAAGCAAGAUCGCCCCGUGCUGACGAUGCAGGACGUCUUCGCCAACCGCACGCGCCUCUCGGAGCUGCAGCCAGGGCUGGCCUGCGACGCGAAGGUGGUGCACGUGAACAAGCACAUCGGUGCCUUUGUGGACGUCGGAGCCGUGACGUCGGCGCUGGUCCCACGAAACGAUUUCGAAGGCUGGACAGAGGGCGCAAAGUAUGCGGCUCGGCUUCUGCUGUUCAUGAUCGGCGUGGUGGACUCGUGGGAGCAGCUUUGCCCCAAGACGAAGGGGAAGAAGACCAAGGCCAAGAAGGAGAAAGAGCAGAAGCCGGUGAUCCACCAGGCCUCAGCGCAACGGACGCGAAAGAAGCUGCAAGCGGGCCCUUCAGCCCUUCAAGUGGCUACGGCGGAACCCGAAGUCGAGCCCGAAACCGACACAAACUGGGCCUGGGUCUCUGCCUGGGCGCCUCCACCUUCGGCCGAGCUCGAGCUGGACUUCUUCGCCGUGCCCAAAGAUCGCGCGGAGCUCAGCGAUCUCAGGGAGUGGAGCUCCCAAGAGCACCUCCCCGUGGGCCCACAACCCAACGUCAAAGAGUGCAUCGAAGUUCCAGUCGAAGUUCCAAAGGUCAAAGCAACCGACUGGACCGUGCAGGAAAGCUGGGAAGACAUGUGCGACUCCGACGCUGGCAGCACAGCCGACGAGUGCGAACAGCUAGACUCCCUGCCGUCGACGACGCACUCAUCGCCUGCAUAUGGACAUGUCCCAGAACCGAAGGCUCUCGUCGCACCCCCCUGGCUCCUCGGCACUUCACGCCGACGAAGGCCCCUGCAGAAGGAAGUCCCAUGA